GCGAAUGCGCCAAGAGAUGAUGGGAUCUCCCGUUCCUGCCAAGCUUCCAGUAAUCGCAUCUACUUUGAGCACGUUUUUGUUCAGUACGUGCUGUAGUAGAGUGCGCCAAGUCUCGACUUUUCGUCAAGCAGCCAACUAGUGCGCCAUCCUGACGGGCAACUUGCUGGAUCAGACACCGAGCUGGACCAUGUUUGCAAUGCCAGUCGUCUGGAAGGCCACAUCCGGCCAGCAGCACGGCGGGUUGGGAAUAUGGUAUAAGUGAGUAGAUAUCCUUGGGCUUGGUCCCCUUCCCUCGCCUCUUGGCUGUCCAGUCUGUCCAGUCUGCCCAGGAGUCCAAGACCGUCGGUCCGAAGCCAAGUGCAGACAAGCUCGCCAAGAUGGUGCUCGACAGUUACACCUACAUCUUCGCUAUCGGCAGCUGCUUCGCCCUGCUCGAGGCCUACAACAAUGGCGCCAACGAUGUGGCGAAUGCGUGGGCGACCAGCGUGUCGUCGCGAUCCGUGACGUACCGACAGGCAAUGGUCCUGUGCACCAUCUUCGAGCUGACCGGGGCGCUCGCGGUGGGUGCCCGGACGGCGUCGACCAUCAAGAACGGCAUCAUCCCCAGCAGCGCGUUUGGCGACAACGCGGGCGUGCAGCUGCUUGCCUUCGCGUGUUCCUCGGCCGGCGCCGCGCUCUGGGUGAUGUGGUGCACGCGCAACUCGGCCCACGUGUCGUCGACCUACUCGCUCGUCUCGUCCAUCGCCGGCGUCGGUGUCGCGGCCGUCGGCGCCAGCAAGGUGCAGUGGGGCUGGAGCGACGGCUCCGGGCUCGGCGCCAUCUUUGCCGGCCUGGCUAUGGCGCCCUUUAUCUCGGGCUGCUUCGGCGCCAUCAUCUUCAUGCUCAUCAAGCUGACGGUCCAUAAGCGCAAGAACCCGCUGCCGUGGGCCGUCUGGACCUCGCCGGUCUUCUUCCUUAUCGCCGGCACCGUCUGUACGCUCUCCAUCGUCUAUAAGGGCUCGCCGCGGUUGGGUCUGGAGAAGAAGCCCGGAUGGUGGAUUGCGUGUGUCUCGGUCGGCACCGGCCUCGCCCUCUGCCUGGUGUCGGCGCUCUUCUUCGUGCCGUACGUCCACGCCAAGGUUGUCAAGCGGGACCAUACGGUGCGGUGGUGGAUGAUGUUCCAAGGCCCGCUGCUCUUCAAGCGGCCCGCUCCCCCGGAUGCCGAGCAUCUCCAGGUCAAGGUGCCGGACUACUCGGUCAUCCAGGCGGCCCCGUCCGACUCGGACUCGAUGGAUGACACGUACGCGCACAAGAAGAACGACAGCGGCAGCGUCGACGACAUCAAGCCCGCCGCGCCGGCCUCUGUCCCGGUCUCGGUCUCUGCCGGAGACAGCGAGAAGGGCGCGGCCACGGAGGGGGCCCUGGUCGAGUACACGCACGCACAGUACCAGCAGCUGCUCCGGGACGCCGAGGAGCGGCACCACGCCAACCUGCGCAAGACCAAGGGUCCGCUGGGCUGGGCCAUGCGCACGCUGCACAAGAACCGGCUCGGGGCCGGGUCGAUCCACGAGACGCACAACAUGAUCGCCCUGCUCAAGCGGCUCCCGGCCAUGGCCGUGGUCGCGCUGCUCUACGGCACGCACUACGACAUCCACACGGCGCAGGUCGGCAUCCACAACUCGCCGGAGGGCCGGCGCAUGGCGCGCGUGUACAGCCACGCGCCGAAAUACCCCAACGAGGUCGAGCACCUGUACUCGUUCGUGCAGGUCAUCACGGCCUGCACCGCGUCGUUUGCCCACGGCGCCAACGACGUCGGCAACGCCGUCGGCGUAUGGGCCGGCAUGUACGCGGCCUGGUCGACGGGCAAGCCCAGCGCGUCCAAGGCCGAGGUGCCCUACUGGCAGCUCGGCGUGACGGCGGCCGCCAUCUGCAUCGGCUUCAUCACCUACGGCUACAACAUCAUGAAGGUCAUGGGCAACAAGCUCACCUAUCACUCGCCCAGCCGCGGCUCGUCCAUGGAGCUGGGCGCCGCCAUCACCAUCCUCAUCUUCUCGCAGUACAAGCUGCCCGUGUCGACGUCCAUGUGCAUCACGGGCGCCACCGUCGGCGUCGGCCUCUGCAACGGCACCUUCAAGGCCGUCAACUGGAAGCGUGUCGGGCUCCUGUUCUUCUCCUGGGUCAUGACCGUCCCCAUUGCCGGCCUCAUUGGCGGCUGCCUCAUGGGCCUGGCUGUGAAUACGCCGCAUUGGUAGUACUACCUAGAUCUCUCGCUUGCUCUGAUCUUUUCUUCCUUUUUCCUUUCUUUUCGUUUUCUGGGUGGGUUUUGGCUUGCUGGGCGGCGUCAGGACGACGAGAACGACCGGGCGGUUGCUUUUCGAUGGAAAGAAAUAGAAUUGUGAUUUUGGAUUGACUUUCGUGAGGAUGUGCCUCCUGCUCUUGUGCAGAGACCUAGCAUAGACGUUCUCCCAGCGAGUCCUGAUAAUUUACGAGUACUUACUAGUGCUACUGUG
Messenger RNA from Chaetomium strumarium, 2489 nucleotides. Its product is annotated as phosphate transporter. Gene Ontology annotation, cellular component: membrane. Bases 378 to 2231 code for a protein of 617 amino acids. Gene Ontology annotation, biological process: phosphate ion transmembrane transport. NCBI's taxonomy places the organism in Eukaryota, Fungi, Ascomycota, Sordariomycetes, Sordariales, Chaetomiaceae. The record is from RefSeq and is a predicted model, not a curated record. The transcript has 2 exons.